Messenger RNA from Bursaphelenchus xylophilus (pine wood nematode), 1531 nucleotides. Lineage: Eukaryota; Metazoa; Nematoda; Chromadorea; Rhabditida; Aphelenchoididae. The record is from the annotation of a GenBank genome assembly.
AUGUCUGAAGAGAACCUUCCAGCUGUUGUCAACACUUUUAAUCAUGCAUUUAGCAUGUAAGUCAUUGCAUUUUGCCGUAUUUUAGCUACUUUUUCCAAAUAAUUUGACUUUUUCAGGGUCUUGAACUAUGUGCCGGCUUCGGAGAAGUAUUCAAUACUGCUAGCGUAAGUUUGUUUGAAAUUUUUUGGAUGUUUGUGUUUUAGGAUGACGGAAUUGCUGGAGAAGUUUUGCGUGGAUCAAGCGAAGCCGGUGAUGGUCCGAAAAUUGUUGCUGAAUUCCUUGAACAACCCGGACUUCCAGGACGAUUCGCAAGUAGAGCCUUUGAUGCGUUGCUACAAAACGAUGGCAAGUUUAAGAUGCCAAUUGAAACUAGCGAUUUUAGUCCAGAUACAGCAGCUCCAUGGAUCGUGUCAAAUUCAUGCAGAUGCUGAAGGAGACGUCCAAGUUCUACUGGCAAUAUUAUUCAGUAUUUGGCGAGGUGUUGCUCGAGGAGGAUCGAGCUGACGAGAUCAAUGAGUUAUUUGAGGAGUGCUUCCGGAACUGCACCAUUUCCCCGCAAGAGUUCAGAGAGAAUGUUUGGUAAGUUGGUUCGCUUGUUAGACUUUCGAUUUUUAGUGAUGACCUCAAGAAAUACGUGACUACUGAUGUUGAUGGACAGACAACUGCUCUGUUUUCGACUCCGGUCGAGACUGAGGACACGUUGAUGUUGUUCAAGCCCAAAACUCAAGAGCAGAAGGUCGCCAAUCUGAACGACACGGAGCGUCUCUACGACAGACCUCUGCGAAAUGUCGAGAAUUCAUUUUUACUGGGAACCCCCGGAAAACCAAACAGAUUCUGUGCUCCACGAGUCGACGGAGUCAAGUUCUUGGUGAGUUGGUCGGAUAAAACAAGUUGCCCCAGAAGUUGUCAAAAUUUUUACGGUGAGAUUUUCAGGAUCUGGUGUCUGCUCCGCACAAAGAUUUGGAAGGUGUCUUCUCCGUGGUGGGCUAUCAUUUGGCGCGGUUGAUCAGUGGAGGAAAAAUGAAGGGAGUCGUCGAACCUCGCCGAGUUUAUUUCAAUUCUAAGUGAGUAAUUUCUAUAUUUUUUUUUUAUAAUUUUAGGAUCCCAAAAGACGCCACAUUUGGCGAGUUGCUGAAACAUGACCUCCUGGUGGUGGUGGAUGAUCCCGGCUGUUUGAUGGAGGAGAACAAAGAGGAAUCGGUCCGAGGUUACCUCUCCUGCAUGCACUUCUUGAUGUUUGGAAGCCCGUUGAAAACGAGAGUUUUGGGUGGCCAAGUGGGGUUGGCGGAGCAUUACGUCAAGUCGUAAGUGACCUUUGUCCCCAUUGAUUUCGGUUUUUAGGGCCUGGCUCGAUGGAAUUAUGUGGAGCGAAAUUUUUAAAGAACUGUUGAACUCGAAUGGAGCUGUAGACUGGAAUCAUUUGAUCCAGAAACUUCAAGAAUUCUUGGACGAUGCUGUGGAUCUCAGCCUGCCGGGAUAUUUGGGUUCGGUCGACGAAUUUAAUCGAAUUUUUGACCAAUGUGAACGGUAG